This is a messenger RNA of Manduca sexta (tobacco hornworm), 1714 nucleotides long. It is a transcript of the gene pll, whose product is annotated as serine/threonine-protein kinase pelle. The record is from RefSeq and is a predicted model, not a curated record. Gene Ontology annotation, molecular function: ATP binding; protein kinase activity. NCBI's taxonomy places the organism in Eukaryota, Metazoa, Arthropoda, Insecta, Lepidoptera, Sphingidae. The transcript is spliced from 6 exons. Bases 96 to 995 code for a protein of 299 amino acids. Gene Ontology annotation, biological process: protein phosphorylation.
UAAUAAUUACUUUAAUACAUUUACAGAACACGUCAUCGACACAAGAUGGAAACGACGACGAUGAAAUCAUAAAGAACGUGUCCGCCAUACCGAGAAUGAGUUACAAUGAACUGAGGGAAGCAACUAAUGACUGGAGCGACAGCAACUUGUUGGGCCGCGGUGGUUUUGGACAAGUAUUUAAAGGCGAAUGGAAACAUCUACCGGUGGCUGUGAAGAGAUUACGAGACAACGACGGCAGAAACAAAGAGCUCAUUCGCGAAAUGUGCCUCAAUCAGUACAGACAUGACAAUAUACUGCCUUUGUAUGGGUACAGUUUGGGAGGGCCUGAAGUGUGUUUAGUAUAUCAAUUGAUGAUGGGCGGGUCGUUAGAACAAAGACUUAGAUGUAAAACUCAUCACCCGCCUUUAGUGUGGCACCAGCGAUACAGAAUAGCACACGGUGUUGCCAGGGGUUUACAAUACCUGCACAAUAUGGCUGGCACGCCGCUCAUACAUGGUGACAUAAAACCGGCGAACAUUCUAUUGGACCAAUGUCUGAUGCCCAAAAUAGGUGACUUCGGUCUCGCGAGAAAGGGUCCUUACGGAGAAGACAGGACCCAUUUGAAAGUUUCCAAGGUGUACGGCACGCGUCCGUACCUGCCGGACGAGUACCUGCGCUCGCGCUGCCUGUCGCCGGCGGUGGACGUGUUCAGCUUCGGCGUGGUGGUGGCGGAGAUGGCCACGGCGCUGGCGCCGCUCGACCGCGCGCGCGCCAGCCCGCUGCUCAGCGCCUACCUGCACCUGCUGCACCAGGACCGCGUCGACUUCGCAUCACUGGAGGACCCCUUACUAUACGGCACAGCGAACUCAAAUCCGCUACUAUGUCGCCAAUUCAUGUCCAUAGCUAUCGAUUGUACUAAAUACGCCCGUUAUGAGAGACCAAGUAUGCUUGAUGUAUACAAGAGGUUGGAUGUGAUGGAAUUGCCCGGAAAGUAUUUCGUCCAAGGGGGAAUAUAACUUUGCCUACAGACAGUUCAAUCCCGAGCAUUUUUCGGUAUAGUUAGUGGUUACAUCUUUGUCGACCCCUUCAGAGACAAAAGUGUGAUGUGUACUUUAAUGAAACAGAAAGUAGUGGCUAUAGCGCGGAAUAUUUGUGAUAAAGAUCUAAAAAAUUCGGGACUUUCUCAAAUAUCUGGUGACCAUAUCAAUAUUAUGCAUAGAUAAUGCACUAUAUCCACAAGAAUCUUAUGGACAUACCUAUGCUGCUGUGAAGGAAGAAUGUUUCUACAUAAAUUUAUUUGUGUUUUUACAAUAUGUAUCAACUCAAUUUUGAAAAAAAGAAUUGUAGACUAGUCUUUUUCCUUAUGCGGCAGUAUAGUUUGGUUAGUUUAUUUUUAAAUUAGAUAUGUAUGUAUUUUUUAAAAUUGGUCGUCUCAAAGACAAAGCCCCGUGUGUGGCGUAUUUUUGCAUUUGAAGUUACUAUUUUGAAAUACAUUUGGUCAGUAAAGUUAACUAGUCACAAUUUUUCAAUACAAUGAAAGCACUUCCAGAAUAUGUGAAAAUGUCUUCCAGAUUUAUUAAUAUAUCAUUUUCUAUUGUACAUACGUAAAAAUUAUUAAGUAAUUAAUGUCGCUCUACUAAUAUAGUUUUAUUUUAUAUUUGUAAGCAAUGUUUUUAUGGAAACGACUGAAAUCCAACGUUUUGAGAUGAUUUAUAAUAAAUUAUAUUUUAAUUAA